GAGCACUCCGCGGCGGGCGCCGCCUGGGCCCAGUCUGCAGCCGGGCGGCGGGCGCGAUGGGCUCCCGGCUCCUGCGCGGCGCGGGGGCGGCAGCGCGGGUGGCGGGGCGACAGCUCAGCCAGCGCGACGGGGCGGGCGCCCCCCUCCUCCUGCGGCAGAUGUUCGAGCCCACGAGCUGCACCUACACGUACCUGCUGGGUGACAAGGAGUCCCGCGAGGCCGUUCUGAUCGACCCGGUUCUGGAGACAGCGUCUCGGGAUGCCCAGUUGGUUAAGGAGCUGGGCCUGCGGCUGCUGUACGCUGUGAAUACGCACUGCCACGCGGACCACAUCACCGGCUCCGGGCUGCUGCGGACCCUGCUUCCUGGCUGCCAGUCUGUCAUCUCCCGCCUUAGUGGGGCCCAGGCUGAUCUGCACAUCGAGGAAGGAGACUCCCUGUGCUUCGGCCGCUUCGCCUUGGAGACCCGGGCCAGCCCUGGCCACACCCCAGGCUGUGUCACCUUCGUCCUGAACGACCACAGCAUGGCCUUCACUGGAGAUGCCCUGCUCAUCCGCGGAUGUGGGAGGACGGACUUCCAGCGAGGCUGUGCUAAGACCUUGUACCGCUCGGUCCAUGAAAAGAUCUUCACACUUCCGGGUGACUGUCUGAUCUACCCUGCUCAUGAUUACCAUGGGCUUACGGUGUCCACCGUGGAGGAGGAGCGGACUCUGAACCCCCGCUUCACCCUCAGCUGUGAGGAGUUUGUCAAGGUCAUGGCCAACCUGAACUUGCCCAAGCCUAUGCAAAUAGAAUUUGCUGUUCCAGCCAACAUGCGCUGUGGGAUCCAGAACCCCCCUUCCUGACACACUUCUCGGCAGGGUGCUCAUGUCCGUUAAAAAUGCAGUAGGUGGGGUGAGGGGAGAGGUGGCGUCACCACCCACACUCUCCCAUUUCUCGCCUUCCCCAGCUUCUUAAUAAAACGUUUUUUGAAUUUGUGCUGUGAA
Molecule: messenger RNA, 983 nt
Organism: Choloepus didactylus (southern two-toed sloth)
Lineage: Eukaryota; Metazoa; Chordata; Mammalia; Pilosa; Megalonychidae
Gene: ETHE1
Product: ETHE1 persulfide dioxygenase
Exons: 7
Coding region: 57-842 (261 amino acids)
Biological process (GO): glutathione metabolic process; hydrogen sulfide metabolic process
Molecular function (GO): sulfur dioxygenase activity
Source: RefSeq, a predicted model, not a curated record